AUGGUUCAAGAUCAGUCUCAAUACGCAGUUCGUGAAGCUCCUUCGACGAAGUCAUGGAAAACCAUUCUCAUUCAAUUCCUCAUUCUAUUUGUUUUCUUCUUUGGAUUGAUCAGUUGUUAUCAUUUAUAUAGGGAGGCUCAGAGACAAGCAGGCCAUUCGAAUGACGUUAACAUUGCUGAGAAAGCCGGUGGCGCGUCUAAUUAUGUGCUAGUCAAGCAUGAUCAUUGGAACUGGAUUGGAAAUUCAGCUGUUGCUGGGUUCUUGAUAUCGGCAGGAGCCCUUACCGGCUAUGCUUGCUGGUACCGUCGGUACCAUUCCUGCAACUUUCAUGGGGAGAUCUGA
Kluyveromyces lactis is the source of this 342-nucleotide messenger RNA. RefSeq lists its product as uncharacterized. The coding region runs from base 1 to 342 and encodes 113 amino acids. NCBI's taxonomy places the organism in Eukaryota, Fungi, Ascomycota, Saccharomycetes, Saccharomycetales, Saccharomycetaceae. The record is from RefSeq and is a predicted model, not a curated record. The transcript has a single exon.